CAGUCAUCACACACACUGCUUGGUCUUCCUUCCCGUCGGCUUUUCACAUAUUCUCUCUCCUCUCUCUCUCUCUCUGGUGUGUGUAUAUAUAUAUUGGUGUACAGAUUAAGGCCAUUCAUUUGUAGCUUCGAUAAUACGUCUGAGUUGGAAUUAGCGUCACGAGCAUCGUUCAGAAGAAGAGUUUGUUCUUCAACCAAUAAUCACCACGAGAAAGAGCAUCAUUUUUAUCGCAAAGGAAAUAUGAAUCUCAGUAUGGAAGUUGUAACUGUCUCCCUUUGUUUUACCUUUCUAGUGUUAUCUGUUGGUGGAUUUUCCAGAAAUCUUCCGAUAGUUUCGUUCGAGGAAGGCUAUUCGCAGCUUUUUGGAGAUGAUAAUCUUAUGGUUCUCAGAGAUGGAAAUUCCGUUCACCUCUCUCUGGAUGAGAGGACAGGUGCUGGUUUUGUGUCGCAGGACCUGUAUCUCCACGGACAUUUUAGUGCUUCCAUCAAGCUUCCUGCAGAUUACACUGCCGGUGUUGUUGUUGCGUUUUAUAUGUCGAACGGUGACCUGUAUGAGAAGAACCAUGAUGAAAUAGAUUUUGAGUUUCUGGGGAACAUAAGGGGUAAAGACUGGAGAAUCCAGACGAACAUUUAUGGAAAUGGAAGCACAAGCGUUGGCAGAGAAGAACGAUACGGCCUCUGGUUUGAUCCCUCUGAGGAUUUCCACCAAUACAGCAUCGUCUGGACUGAGAAUCUUAUUGUCUUUUACGUCGACAAUGUUCCCAUUAGAGAGAUCAAAAGGACAGAUACAAUGGGUGGGGACUUCCCCUCCAAGCCAAUGUCUCUCUACGCCACAAUCUGGGAUGGUUCCACUUGGGCCACAAAUGGAGGAAAAUACAAAGUCAGUUACAAAUAUGCCCCUUACAUAGCAGAAUUCUCCAAUUUCGUCCUCCAUGGAUGUGCUAUUGACCCUAUUUACCAUGCCAAAUGCGAAGACAGCCCAAAAUUCUCCUCUAUGGACAGUGGCAUAACAAACACACAUAGAACAAAAAUGGUGAGGUUCAGGAAGAACUAUCUCCAGUAUUCAUAUUGCUAUGAUCAUUCUCGCUACGAAACUCCACCUUCCGAAUGUGUUAUCGAUCCCAAGGAAGCCGAAAGGCUCCGAGGAUUUGAUCCAGUCACAUUUGGCGGAGCAGCCCAUCGCCACCGUGGUAAGAGGCACCGUCGAGGCAAAGCAUCUUCCUUCUAGGGAAGGUAUGUUUCCUAUUUGGUUCACAAGUGCUCAUUAUUAUUGUUAGUUCUCUUCAUUUUGAUUACUUGGUGAUGUUUUGUUUGGCUGUGUAUAGAAUUAAAGAGCAUGAGCAUAAACUUUGAUGAUGAUAUUGAUAUAUAUAUAUAUAUGUACGUAUCUGUGUAUGCCAUUGAGGAUCAUGAUGGGGCAUGUGUGUGCAUGUAUUUAUCAUACCUGCUACACCAUUAGGCACCCUUUAAAAUAAUGUCCCCUCGCCCAUAUAUGUUAUCAUUAUGUUAUGCCUUUAGCUUUCA
This is a messenger RNA of Andrographis paniculata, 1523 nucleotides long. RefSeq names its product probable xyloglucan endotransglucosylase/hydrolase protein 28. The record is from RefSeq and is a predicted model, not a curated record. NCBI's taxonomy places the organism in Eukaryota, Viridiplantae, Streptophyta, Magnoliopsida, Lamiales, Acanthaceae. Gene Ontology annotation, biological process: cell wall biogenesis; xyloglucan metabolic process. The transcript is spliced from 4 exons. The coding region runs from base 241 to 1227 and encodes 328 amino acids. Gene Ontology annotation, molecular function: hydrolase activity, hydrolyzing O-glycosyl compounds; xyloglucan:xyloglucosyl transferase activity. Gene Ontology annotation, cellular component: cell wall; apoplast.